This is a messenger RNA of Dufourea novaeangliae, 1131 nucleotides long. RefSeq lists its product as uncharacterized. The transcript is spliced from 3 exons. The coding region runs from base 1 to 1131 and encodes 376 amino acids. Lineage: Eukaryota; Metazoa; Arthropoda; Insecta; Hymenoptera; Halictidae. The record is from RefSeq and is a predicted model, not a curated record.
AUGGCACUGUCGGAAAUAAAACAACAUAAAGACAUCCUAAUUUUACCUACAGACAAGGGCAACACGACAGUAGUGAUCAGCAAGGAUGAAUACCAUAGACUGUACGGACUCCCCAAAAUAUACAAACUUGACAUUCCACUAAGACCCAUAGUCAGCACCAUCGGAUUUCCUACUUACAACCUGGCAAAAUACCUCACAUCUAUCCUCACACCCCUUACCGGAGACAUCCUGGUCAGCUUUGACGUUAAAUCCUUAUUUACAAACGUUCCCUUCAACGACAAUAUAAACAUCCUCAAGGACAAAAUACCUGACAACCUUAUACCUCUUGUCCAUCACUGCCUCACUUCCACAUACUUCCUCUUCCAGGACACCUACCACGAACAAGUAUCAGGAGCAGCCAUGGGAUCAGCCAUCUCCCCUAUCGUAGCUCAUAUCUACAUAGAACAUCUAGAUGAUCGAAUCCUCAAAGAAGCUCCAUUAAAACCAUCACAAUGGUUCAGAUAUGUAGAUGAUACAUUCGUAGUAUGGAGUCAUGGCAAAAAUACUUUUGAUGACAUUUUCAACUACAUCAACUCUCUACACCCUAAGAUACAAUUCACUAUGGAAACCAAAACCGAAGAACAUACUAUACUUUUCCUCGACGUAUUAGUAACACGGAAACCGGAUGGAUCCCUAGGACAUCAAGUAUAUCGAAAACCCAUUCGUACCAAUAGAUACAUACACGCCUCCUCUCAUCAUCACCCAGCCCGAAGGAACUCAGUGAUCAGUUCCUUAAUAUAUCGAGUCAUCAGCAUUAGUGAAAAAGAACACCUACCUCAGGAACUUAACCAUAUUAGAAACACCUUGCAACAGAACGGUUUCUCCAUAAGUAAAAUAAAUCGCACAAUAGACAGAAUCAUGCAUCCAAAUGAUAGACAGUUCACCUUCAACAAUAACGACAAACAGAACACCACAUUCCUGCCAUAUAUACAAGGCACUACCGACCGCAUAAUCAAAAUACUUAGGAAACACAACAUUAAAACCAUUUUUACGACCCAUACCAAAACCAAGCAGAUGCUCACCUCCUCCAAAGACCCGCAACCGCAGCUUUCUUUCAUCGGCGGAUUACAAAAUACUUUGCUCAUGCGGUAA